AUGUUUUCUGGGUAUAGUGGAGGAAUUCAUUUCAAAGUUUCCAACACCGAAGCUACAUGUGGUUGUCGCACGUGGAGCUAUUCCCGCAACGCCUACACCCAGAUCGCCGUCUCCAGUAUGGGUAUCGCCUCCUACUUUUGCAACACCGCCUCCUGCUACAAUCAUCGAGUUGUCGUCGCCUGCCGCAGCCACCGAAAGCGCAAUCCGUCCAAACACUCGAAGGGGAAGCGCAGCAAGGGGCCAGAAGCGGGCUCGGCCGCAGGCUGA
Molecule: messenger RNA, 267 nt
Organism: Penicillium bovifimosum
Lineage: Eukaryota; Fungi; Ascomycota; Eurotiomycetes; Eurotiales; Aspergillaceae
Exons: 2
Coding region: 1-267 (88 amino acids)
Source: RefSeq, a predicted model, not a curated record